Messenger RNA from Malaclemys terrapin pileata, 1394 nucleotides. RefSeq names its product antigen-presenting glycoprotein CD1d-like. Lineage: Eukaryota; Metazoa; Chordata; Testudines; Emydidae. Gene Ontology annotation, cellular component: external side of plasma membrane. The transcript is spliced from 6 exons. Bases 36 to 1082 code for a protein of 348 amino acids. Gene Ontology annotation, molecular function: lipopeptide binding; endogenous lipid antigen binding; exogenous lipid antigen binding. Gene Ontology annotation, biological process: positive regulation of T cell mediated cytotoxicity; immune response; antigen processing and presentation, endogenous lipid antigen via MHC class Ib. The record is from RefSeq and is a predicted model, not a curated record.
CCGGCCAGAGCCGGGAUCCCGCUUCCCCUGCCUGGAUGCUGCUCCCUCUGCUGCUCCUCCCCUGGGCAUGGGGGGCCCUGGCCGCCUCCCCUCCUGUCCCCGCAGGGUCUCUCACCCUCCGGCUGCUCAAAACCACUGUCUUCCACAACGCCAGUUCUACGAACAUGCAGGGGAUGGCCCUGCUCGGGGACCUGGAGACCCACUCCAUGAAUUGCAGCACCUGCAAAAUCCGCUUCCUGCAGCCCUGGGCCCAGCAGGGCCUGACCCCGAAGCAGUGGCAGGACCUGGAGACAGUGCUCCAUGACUAUCUGUCCAAAUUCAUCCUUCUUAUUAACAAAGUGGCUAAGGAUGAAGAAGAGCACUACCCCUUUGUCAUCCAGGCCUCCAUCGGCUGCGAGCUCCACCCCAACGGCACCUCACGGCAGUUCUGUGACGCCGCGGUGAACGGGGAGGAUUUCAUCAGCUUCAAUGUGGACGUUGGCACCUGGGUCGCUCAGCACUGGCGUAAGCUGGCCCUCAACUCACGGGAUUUUCUUAACCAGGAUAAGAGCACGAUUGCCAUGGCUCAGUUUCUCCUGAGAACAACGUGUGUCAAUGAGCUCAAGAGCUUUGCCCAGUACGGGAGAGAGUCUCUGGCGAGACAAGAGCGGCCGGUCGCCGUGGUGUUUGCCCGAGCGGCUCCCCCAGCCGGGACCCCCGCGCCGGUACUGCUGGUUUGCCGGGUCACCGGUUUCUACCCCCGGCCCAUCCACGUGGCCUGGCUGCAGGACGGGGAGGAGGUGGGGCCGGGCGGGCGGCUGAACUCCAGCGGGAUCCUGCCCAACGCGGACCUGACCUACCAGCUGCGCAGCUCCCUGGCCGUGGGGCCGGGCUCCGGGCACAGCUACGCCUGCCGGGUGCAGCACAGCAGCCUGGGGGGCCGGAGCCUGCUGAUCCCCUGGGGGCACAGUAGGCCCUGGGGCCCCGGCCUGGCUGUGGGCAUCACCCUGGGGGCUCUGGCUGUAGCCACCGUGGCCGUGGUGCUGUGGUGGAGAAUGCGCAGGGGCUACCAGGACGUCCGACCAGAGGAGCCCAGAGCCUGAGGAUGCAGCACCGGCUUAGACGUGGUGAUCGGCCCCUUUCCUGGGGACAUGGACCUGGGGGCUGAAUCCGCACCUGGCUCCAGAGCUGAGGGCCCUGAGGCCCCGUCUGGAUUGGGGCACUGGGAGAUCGGGGCACUGGGUGGGAUUCUCACCCCGCACCCCCAGUGGUGUUCGUGCCAAGGACGCUAACACAGAAGGGCAGCAACGACCAAGGAUAGUAUAGACCCGUCCUUUGAUUUUGGCAGUAAGCUUGUCCGAAUGAAGAUCAUCACUGAAAUGUGUCAUAAAAAAUGUGUAGCCUAAAUAAAAAGC